Helianthus annuus (common sunflower) is the source of this 1394-nucleotide messenger RNA. Its product is annotated as 4-hydroxyphenylpyruvate dioxygenase. The transcript has 3 exons. Gene Ontology annotation, biological process: L-tyrosine catabolic process. The record is from RefSeq and is a predicted model, not a curated record. NCBI's taxonomy places the organism in Eukaryota, Viridiplantae, Streptophyta, Magnoliopsida, Asterales, Asteraceae. Gene Ontology annotation, molecular function: 4-hydroxyphenylpyruvate dioxygenase activity. The coding region runs from base 15 to 1304 and encodes 429 amino acids.
ACAACACUUGGGCCAUGGGUAAAGAACAUGAGCUCCCUCAUGACAAUGUUGGUUACAAAAACUUAAUCCAAACCAAUCCCAUGCCGGGCAAGCUCUCCGUUCGGAGGUUCCACCACGUCGAGUUUUGGUGCCACGACGCCACCAACGCUGCCCAUCGCUUUUCGUGGGCUCUCGGCAUGCCCAUUAUCGCCAAAUCCGAUUUGUCCACCGGAAACACAACCCAUGCAUCUUACCUACUAAGUUCCGGGCAACUCCUCUUCCUCUUCACCGCCCCUUACCCCGCCGCCACCUCCGCCACAGCCACAUCCGCCUCCAUACCAACCUUCUCCCACGCUGCUUGUCGCGCCUUCACCGCCUCCCAUGGACUCGCCGUCCGCUCAAUUGCCAUUGAGGUCGAAGACGCGGCGUUUGCCUACUCCAUCAGCUUGUUGCAUGGCGCAAAACCGUCAUCACCUCCCGUCACCUUCGGUGAACCCGACAACACCGUCGUUGUAGCCGAGAUUCAGCUUUACAACGAUGUUGUAUUACGUUAUAUUACCUACACAAAACCUAACAUCACAAAUAUACCAUCCACUUUCUUACCCGGAUUCCAACCAUUCAAAACCAAUACCACGUCCCAUUACCACCAAAACCUAGGCAUUCGUGGUCUUGACCACGUGGCGGUCAACGUCCCAAAACUCGCUCCCGCGGUCCACUACUUAAAAUCAUUCACCGGAUUCCACGAGUUUGCGGAAUUCACAGCGAAUGAAGUAGGGACAACCGAGAGCGGGUUAAACUCGGUGAUCCUGGCCUCCAACAACGAGGCGGUUAUACUCGGGAUCAACGAGCCGGUCAACGGGUCAAAGAGAAGUCAAAUACAAACAUUUUUGGAUUACAAUGACGGUCCUGGAGUUCAACAUUUGGCAUUGGAGAGUGAAGACAUAUUCUGGACUUUGAGAGAGAUGAAACGGCGGAGCGGUGCUGGCGGGUUUGAGUUUAUGCCGCCACCGCCGCCGUCGUACUACCGGAGAUUGGAAAAAAGGGUGGGAGAUGUGUUGACCGGUGAGCAGAUGAAGGAGUGUGAGGAGUUGGGGGUGUUGGUGGAUAGAGAUCAUGAGGGUACUUUGCUUCAAGUUUUCACCAAGCCAGUGGGUGACAGGCCAACCAUAUUCAUAGAGGUAAUACAGAGAAUAGGGUGCAUGUUAGCUCACGAUAGCGUUAAAGUGCGCCAGAAACCAGGAUGCGGUGGCUUCGGAAAAGGAAACAUUGCAGAGCUGUUCAAAUCUGUGGAGGAGUAUGAAAAAACACACGUCAUCAACAAUUAAAUACUUUAAUUUGACUUUUAUGGUCAAAUUUGUUAUUUGCCAAAUCUCAUGCGUAUAGAUCCAAUAACUUGUGCUUUUUUAUGUAGUUUA